This is a messenger RNA of Daphnia magna, 3403 nucleotides long. RefSeq lists its product as uncharacterized. The coding region runs from base 139 to 2133 and encodes 664 amino acids. Lineage: Eukaryota; Metazoa; Arthropoda; Branchiopoda; Diplostraca; Daphniidae. The transcript is spliced from 7 exons. Gene Ontology annotation, biological process: G protein-coupled receptor signaling pathway. Gene Ontology annotation, molecular function: G protein-coupled receptor activity. Gene Ontology annotation, cellular component: photoreceptor outer segment; membrane. The record is from RefSeq and is a predicted model, not a curated record.
ACAGCAACUCCACAUGGGCUGUCGCUCUGUAAAAAGCUAUGCCCCGGCAAGGCUUUGUUCGUUCUUCCUGUCCCCCAGGAGUGCUUCCGUCAAAUGAACACGAUGAGUAGUAGCUCAGUCAUUUGAGCCAACAACCUAAUGUCCUUCUCCACUAACAUUUCAAAUUCCGUGCGCAAUUUUGUGACCGAGAUGUUAACAAAGCGAGAAAACGGUGGCGACGUCAACUACUUCAACAACAAUACAAGAUUGUCCAGACUAAUCGGAACUAACCAUGUCAAUAACAUCAUCGCCACUGAUUAUGAUGGUGUUGACAAUUCAACGGAUGGUGUUAGCUUGUUAAUGCCUACCUGGGCUUACCUGUCUGUCGCCGCUUACCUGCUUUUCAUAAGCGUUCUUGGCUUAACCCUGAACAUUAUCGUCGCUCUCGUCAUUCUCAACGAUUCGAGGAAGAUGACGCCAUUGAACUGGAUGUUGCUGAAUUUGGCUUGCUCCGACGGUGCCAUUGCUGGAUUCGGAACACCCGUAUCAACGGCUGCUGCCUUGCGAUUCGGAUGGCCUUUCAGCCAUGAACUGUGCGUUGCUUACGCCAUGAUUAUGUCCACUGCAGGAAUCGGAUCCAUCACGACCCUAACGGCGUUGGCUGUCUGGCGAUGUCAACUCGUCGUUUGCUGUCCAGCUAAACGCAAAAACACUUUUACUAAUCACAAUGGCCGACUCGAAUGUCGCUAUGGCGCCUUAUUGCUCACUCUCAUCUGGAUUUACGCCCUGGCUGUUACGUGUCCGCCACUUCUAGGAUGGGGUCGUUACGACCGUGAAGCUGCUCACAUCAGCUGUUCAGUCAACUGGGAGUCCAAGAGGCAUUACAACCGCUCCUACAUCUUCUACAUGUUUGUUAUGGGAUUGGUCAUCCCGCUUGCCCUCAUCAUGGUGUCCUAUGUCAAGAUCCUGCGCGUUGUUCGUGAGAGACGAAGGCGAGCCAAAAUCAAAGAAGAAACGCCAAAGACGAUGCCAGCACCACCUGAUGUAUCUGGUCAUAUUACACAAAACUAUGGCCAACAAGUAGCCGAGCACCAACGACCGAUCACCAACAAAACUAGGCAGCAACAUCUUAACAACAAUCAACAUCAUCUUCACCGCAGAGGAGAUGCAGCUGAGAAAAGGGUGACGAUGAUGGUGGCCUGCAUGAUCGCCGCAUUUAUGGGCGCCUGGACUCCCUAUUCGAUUUUGGCACUUUACGAGACGUUUUUCAGUAUUGACAGCGGUGCUGACAAUUACAGUGGAAACAAAGCCAAUGUUUCCUACGUAACUCAAGAUAACGAUUCAUUGUACGUGGGAGUCGUUUCACCUGCUUUCGCUGCAAUUCCUUCGCUUUUCGCUAAAACGUCAGCUGUUCUCAACCCGCUUAUCUACGGGCUUCUCAAUACUCAGUUUCGCUUGGCUUGGGAAAGGUUUUCGUUGCGGUACUUUAGUCGAUGCCGUCAUCGUCGCCAUCCCACCGGGGACGUAGCGGCCAACCACCAAACUCAAAUCAAAACGUGGCGUGACAUAAGACGACUCCGUUUGAGCUUCAAUAGCAACUCACGUGGUAUUAAACCGGGAACUACUGUACACCUGCCUAUGCGAGAAAUCAUAUUUCCAAAGGAAGACAGACAGGAUCAAACUAGCGGUAUUAUAGCUAAAAUCACCAAGACUCUCCCCUUUAUCGACGCCAAUGCUACCAACUCGAUUCCUGUGCGUAUUGAUGGCCAUAAUAAUCAAGAAGAAGAAGAGCGGAAAUCGAGAAACAAUCAACAAGAACAUGAAAAUACUAUUGAAAGACAAUGUUAUACACCUCUUCGUCUAUCGUCAACACUUUCAUCUUCUUUGCCGUCACUGUCGACUUGCACUUCAUCACACCUUGUCUGCAAAGAGGUGAAUGCAACGUAUCAGUCAAACAAGAAGAGAUCAAUCAGAAUUCACCUUCAUCGGGAACAGCUUGGUUCUUUGAUAUCCGUUCGCUUGCCCUCCCACACAGCUCACUGCCGUUGCAGCAUUGAAAAAUCUAUGUUCUUGAAUACCUAUGCCGACGCCCACGCUAGCCUGACAGGACGUACCAUAAUCACUAAAAAUGAUUCAGAAGUGAACCAAACCUAAUCAACGAACUGGCAAAACAUAUAGUCAAUACCGGUCUACAUCCUGAUGUUGGAGAAUUGAAGCCGAUAGAACAGCGCUAUCGAUAAAAAACCCGCACCAUGGGCAAUCCAGGCAAAGCUAGCAGAACGUAUACACAUUUGACAUCAAUUGAAUCAACAGCCCUGUGCGAUGACGUCAACUGCUGCUGUAAUAAGCCGAAGAUUUGCGUCAUAGAGAGCCAGCAUGAUGGGUUAUAUCAAACAACUUGUAAUAUCGUACGUUAAAUAUUAUAAGCUUAUUUCUGGACUUAUAAAUAUAAGCCGUGCUAAGUCCCAAUGAUGCUUCCAAUCGACCAUCGAAUCAAACAUUAUGAGUGUUGUGGAUGUCGUGGAGUUCAUUGUUGGGAAUGCACCCUAAUCGAUUUGAAUGGAAGGGUUCAAUAAAGAGCAGGCUAUAUCGAGCAUCAGACCAAUUAGCUAGAAUAAUAAGCUGCAUGCAUAUAGUACCGGGCCUGAUUUAAUACAUUCUGAUCAUAUUAUAACCAAAAUAACCGGAAUCGAAGGAGUAAAAGUUGCAUUUCUAGUUUGAGAUAUGAUUCUUGUAUAGAUGCUAUACGUUAAUUCGUAGAGGAUGUUGACUUGGUUUGAUAAACAGUAUAGAUACCAAAAUUCUUUGAAUUUUUUGCUACAAUAGGAUCAGUAUUAGCGAAAUCGAGAAUGCAUAAUGACACAUUUAUAUAAGGUUGUGCAGCUAUUGGGCGUUCUAUAUCGAUCCCAUCUCAUUGACAUUCAGCUAUCGGUUCAAUUAAAAAAUUGACAAGCUAUCCAUUCCUGUUGAUUGAUGUCUGGAAGAAGACUGAAAAAAGAAACAGCUUUCCCAGGACAAAGAAGAAGACGCUUUUCAUCAAUGUUAAAAAAAUAUAUAUUACAUUUCUCAUCUUUCAACCGACUGCUCUAUUAUUUUCCAAUAAAUUUUCUUAUUUUCUAUUUCCGUUUCUUUAAUUCAGCUGACGCGUUCCUUUUAAUCCCUAUUCCUUCUCUCCUUUAUCCAACUUCACGAGGGCAUUUUCCCACGUUCAUCCGCUUUCCGUCCACAUUCCGUUUGGGGUAGGUUUUUUUUUUCUCCUCUAUUAGCUAUAAGACGAGAAUGAAUUCGUUAUUCCUAUUCCGGUUCAUUUUAUGCCAGUUAUAAGCCUUGUUUGUCUUUUGUCACAGCCAAUUCUGCCCUUUAAUGUUGUAUACUGUAAUUGGCUUCGAUGUACUGAAUUACAAUCCAAUCCCAAAGCCCCCAA